GGUCUCAGCUGCAAACAUAUUAGGACUCUGAUGAAUAUAAGAUGCUCAGUGCAAGGGGAGCAAAGAAUAGGAGUUCUGGGCAGAGGGUGACUCACACCAAUGGGUCCAUUAGCUUUGCCAUUCAUGAGAUACGGAUGACUGAAUCUAGAGGUGGUGUGCAACCUCCCCAUCUGGAGAAGUUCAAGGAGACACACACCUUCAGAAAAAAGGCGGGAAAGGAUCAAGAGCCGGCAUGGAUCAAUGAAAAAACAAAGCAUCAAUAUGAUUCUUAUGUUGUGGAGUGCAUAGAGAGUCAUGGCUUUGAUGCUAGUUCAUGGCCACGCAUGGAUAACGAGGCAUGGGUUAAGGCUGUUGGAGGUUGCUCAUAUAAUUUCAUGCCAGGGAUUGACUCCCAAGUAAAUCCAGAGAUGCUGGCCAAUAUGACACAAGCUCAAAAUAAUAUGAGCCAGACAAUUGCACAGUCUGUUUUAGCAGCUCUAGCCGCUCAUGGCAUCUCCCCUCAAGCAGGUCAUCAUCCAGUUGCCCCAGCACAGCCGUCACAUGGUCAUGGCUCAGGUCUUCGCAUGAAUUCAGCUUUCACCUACUCCACUGAUUCUACACAAACCUCUCCUAUGGUCCUUGAAUAUCAGCAGCAAUAGCAGCUUUCGCCUCAAGAGGAUGCAUACCAUCUUGUUUUUUAUCCAAACUAUCAAGGUCCUUAGUUUUUUUUUUUUUCUCUGCUACGCACAUUAUCUGCACACUUUGCAUGGUUGGCUUUAUUUCUGUUAGUACUUUAAACUACUUGCUUUAGCUUUUCAUUACGAUAUCUUUUCUUAUUUUGCUUGACCUCCAGUGAUCAUACUUCAAAAGGUAUAUAUGAAGUUUUGGACUGCUUUGGAGGUUAAUUAUUAUUAAUUGAAUAUCAUAGGUAUUUAAGACAAUGGUGUGUGAUUGCCAUACUUUGUGGUUGUGGUUGUGGUUAUAGUUAUGGUUGAAAAGGUAUAAUUGUUUUUAGCUAGCUAGAGUUGUAGAAUGUAUGUGUUUUUCAUUGCAAAUGCAGGUAAAAAAAAUUGGUUUUGAUC
Molecule: messenger RNA, 1061 nt
Organism: Rubroshorea leprosula
Lineage: Eukaryota; Viridiplantae; Streptophyta; Magnoliopsida; Malvales; Dipterocarpaceae
Source: the annotation of a GenBank genome assembly